Molecule: messenger RNA, 6870 nt
Organism: Schizosaccharomyces japonicus yFS275
Lineage: Eukaryota; Fungi; Ascomycota; Schizosaccharomycetes; Schizosaccharomycetales; Schizosaccharomycetaceae
Product: acetyl-CoA/biotin carboxylase
Exons: 1
Coding region: 1-6870 (2289 amino acids)
Biological process (GO): mitotic nuclear membrane biogenesis; fatty acid biosynthetic process; malonyl-CoA biosynthetic process
Molecular function (GO): metal ion binding; ATP binding; ligase activity
Source: RefSeq, a predicted model, not a curated record
AUGUAUCACUCGUGUUUUUUGACCGAACGUUCUGCCAGUAACGUCUCAACGCUCUUCCAAUCGUCCUCUACCUUCUCUACGUGUCAUUCGCCCCCUUUCCCACCAUUUCACAUCUUCUCUCUAACGUCUCUCCUGUCUCAACGACACGUUCGUUCCUCGUUACCACUGAUACUAACCAUUGCAGGAGGCAAUUCCCUCAGCGUUGCCCCAGAAGGAAAGCUGAAAGACUAUGUUAAGUCUCGUAAUGGACACACUGUAAUUUCUUCCAUUCUGAUCGCAAACAACGGUAUUGCAGCCGUCAAGGAAAUUCGAAGCAUUCGGAAAUGGGCUUAUGAAACAUUUAACGAUGAAAGAGCUAUUCAGUUUACGGUAAUGGCCACACCUGAAGAUUUGAAAGUAAACGCAGACUAUAUUAGAAUGGCCGAUCAAUAUAUUGAGGUCCCCGGUGGCUCUAACAACAACAAUUACGCAAACGUCGAACUCAUUGUGGACAUUGCUGAACGCAUGGGAGUUCAUGCCGUUUGGGCCGGUUGGGGUCACGCCUCAGAGAAUCCUCGUCUGCCCGAAAUGCUCGCUGCCAGUAAACAGAAAAUUGUUUUUAUUGGUCCUCCUGGCAAUGCCAUGCGUAGUUUGGGUGACAAGAUUAGUUCUACAAUUGUUGCUCAAAGUGCUCGCGUGCCUUGCAUGCCCUGGUCCGGUAACGGCAUUGACACGGUUCAUGUCGACGAUGACACGGGCAUUGUCACAGUCGACGAAGACACAUACUCAAAGGCUUGUGUGACCUCGCCCGAACAGGGUCUGCAGGUGGCCAAGGAGGUUGGCUUUCCCAUUAUGAUUAAAGCCUCUGAAGGCGGUGGUGGUAAGGGUAUCCGUAAGGUGGAGGAACCUGAAAAGUUUGCUCAGUGUUAUGAACAGGUCAUGGCUGAGGUUCCGGGUUCUCCUGUUUUUAUCAUGAAGCUUGCAGGUCAUGCCCGUCAUCUGGAAGUCCAGCUGCUUGCUGACCAGUACGGCAACAACAUAUCCUUGUUUGGUCGUGAUUGUUCCGUUCAACGUCGGCACCAGAAGAUCAUUGAGGAGGCUCCUGUCAGCAUCGCACCCGCUGAAACCUUCCAUCAAAUGGAGCGCUGCGCUGUCCGUCUUGGUGAACUUGUUGGUUAUGUUUCAGCCGGUACGGUCGAGUACCUUUACGAACCCGAGGAGAACAAGUUCUACUUCCUCGAACUGAAUCCUCGUUUACAAGUUGAGCACCCUACCACUGAGAUGGUCUCGGGUGUGAACCUUCCCGCCGCCCAAUUGCAGGUCGCUAUGGGUAUUCCAUUGAAAUGCAUUCCAGAUAUUCGCACAAUGUACGGUCUUGAUCCCAAUGGUGACAGUGACAUCGACUGGUUCUUCAAGAACCCCGAGUCUCUGCAAACUCAAAAGCGUCCUACUCCUCGUGGUCACUGUAUCGCUUGCAGAAUUACGUCCGAGGAUCCUGGUGAAGGUUUUAAGCCUUCCAGUGGUAUGAUUAAAGAACUUAAUUUCCGGUCUUCUAGUGAUGUUUGGGGAUACUUUUCUGUCGGUACCGCUGGCGGUAUUCAUGAGUACGCCGACUCUCAGUUUGGUCAUAUUUUUGCCUUUGCUAAGACUCGCGAGUCGAGUCGGAAAUCUUUGGUUGUUGCAUUGAAGGAGGUCUCUAUUCGUGGUGACUUCCGCACUACAGUUGAGUAUCUCAUCCGGUUGUUGGAGACGUCUGCUUUCACGGAGAAUCGUUUCACAACUGGAUGGCUUGACACACUUAUUUCACAGAAGCUUACGUCGGAAAAGCCUGAUAAGAUUCUUGCUGUCGUUUGCGGCGCUCUUGUUCGUGCCCAUGCCACCUCAGAGGAGCAGCAUCGUGCCUUCCGUUCAUAUUUGGAACGCGGUCAAGUUCCGUCUCGAGACUUCCUGAAAAACAUUUAUGACAUUGAAUUCAUUUAUGAGAAUCAACGUUACCGUUUCACUGCCACCCGUUCCUCUCCCGGUUCUUAUCAUCUUUUCCUUAAUGGCUCUCGUUGUACUGCCGGCGUCCGCACAUUGACCGAUGGUGGUCUUUUGAUUCUCCUUAAUGGUCAUUCCUUUACCGUGUAUUACAGAGAUGAAGUGAAUGGUACAAGAAUUACCAUUGACAACAAAUCAUGCAUUCUUGAACAAGAGAAUGACCCCACCCAACUUAGAACUCCCUCCCCCGGUAAGCUCGUUCGUUUCUUGGUUGAAACUGGUGAGCACAUUAAGGCUGGCGAAGCCUUUGCUGAAGUUGAAGUGAUGAAGAUGAUUAUGCCUUUGGUCGCAGCCGAGGACGGUAUCAUUCAACUCAUUAAACAACCUGGAGCUUCCCUGGAGGCCGGUGACAUUUUGGGCAUUCUUACUCUUGACGACCCCAGUCGCGUAAAGCAUGCACUGCCGUUCAAUGGCCAGCUUCCUGUUUGGGGAGAGCCUCAAAUUGCAGGCAGCAAGCCCGCUCAACGUUACAGCGCCCUUUUGGGUAUCUUAAAGGAUAUCCUGAGAGGUUAUGAUAAUCAAAUUAUUAUGAAGAGCACUUAUAAAGAGCUCGUCGAAGUUUUGCGUGAUCCCGAGUUGCCUUAUGGAGAGUGGAAUGCUCACUACUCCGCUCUUGUUAGCCGUAUUCCUCACAAUCUCGACAAGGUGUUCACUUCUAUUGUUGAGAAAGCUCAUCAUCGCAAGUCGGAAUUUCCGGCGAAGCAGUUAAUUAUGGCUCUUAAUGCAUACUUUGAGCCUCAAAAACUGGCUGCUAUUCAAACUCUGAAGAUGCAACUUGCCCCUCUCAUUGAGAUAAUGGAGAAGUACAAGGAAGGCUUGAAGGCUCAUGAGUUUUCCGUUUUUAUUGAACUUCUUGAAGAUUACUAUAAUGUCGAGAGACUUUUCUCCGGUCCUCACAAGAGAGAGGAGGAUGUUAUUCUUCGCCUUCGCGAUGAGAACAAGGAUGAUGCCGAUAAAGUUAUCGACCUGGCACUUUCGCACUCUCGCAUUGGCUCAAAGAAUAACUUGAUCCUUACUAUUUUGGACCUUAUCAAGUCUGAACCUUCAACGUUCGUCUCCACCUAUUUUAAUGAUAUCUUCCGGAAGUUAACUGAGCUGGAUUCUCGUGCUACUGCAAAGGUGGCACUCAAGGCACGUGAGAUUCUCAUUACCUGUGCAAUGCCUUCUUUGUCUGAACGUUUCUCUCAGAUGGAGCAUAUUCUCAGAUCCUCCGUUGUCGAAAGUCAUUACGGUGAUGCUACAUUCUCUCACCGUGCCCCUUACCUCGAGGUCUUGAAAGAGCUCAUUGAUUCGAAAUAUACUGUUUUCGAUGUGCUCCCUGCCUUCUUCUGCCACGAUGAUCCUUGGGUUUCGUUGGCUGCCCUUGAAGUUUAUGUCCGCCGUGCUUACCGUGCCUAUGCCGUCUUGGAGUUGAGUUAUCAUACCGAGUCCAAGCCUUUUGUCUUGUCUUGGCAAUUCCAAUUGCGUGCCUCUGGUACUCCUGGUCUCGGCGCUACAAACAACAAUUCCGCUAGUCAGACAACGACGUCCCAAGAAACCGUUAACAAACGUCUUCAAUCCGUGAGUGACCUGUCGUGGUACGUGAACAAGUCGGACUCUGAGCCUCUUCGUUUCGGUGUCAUUGUUCCUUGCAGAGACUUCAGCGAGCUUGAGGAUAACUUGACCAUGGCUAUUGACCGCUUGCCUUUGGCUAGAGGUUACUAUGGUGCUGGUCUCACCCUUGAGAACACCGUUAAGGAGAACUCUCAAGAGUUGACCAAUGUAGUUAAUGUUGCCUUGACCUCAACUGCCAAUCUUGAUGACGCUUCUAUUGUUGAGCGUUUGAGUGAGUGCGUAGUUGAGCUUCGUGAGGACCUGCUGGAGCACAAUGUUCGUCGUAUUACCUUCAUUGGUGGUCGUUUGAACAAGUCUGCUUACCCCUCCUACUUCACAUUCCGUGCAUCUUCUCACGAACAAAACCGUGAUGGUAAGUUUAUUCGCUAUAUUGAAGAUGAACGUAUUCGUCACAUUGAGCCUGCUCUUGCUUUCCAGCUUGAACUCGGUCGUCUUUCCAACUUUGACAUCGAACCUGUUUUCACAGACAACCACAACAUCCAUGUCUACCGUGCUACGGCUAAGAACAUGAGCACAGAUAAACGUUUCUUUACCCGUGCUCUUGUUCGUCCUGGUAGACUUCGGGAUGAGAUUCCCACUGCUGAGUACCUUAUUUCGGAGACUCACAGUCUGAUUAGUGACAUUCUUGAUGCACUUGAGGUCAUUGGUCCUGAUGCAACCGAUUUGAAUCAUAUUUUCAUCAACUUCACUCCGGCUUUUGGACUGGCUCCUAAGCAAGUUGAAGCUGCCCUUGGCGGAUUUUUGGAACGUUUUGGAAGAAGAUUGUGGAGAUUGCGUGUUACAGCUGCAGAAAUCCGUAUUAUUUGCACGGAUCCUGAGACGAACUCUUUGUUCCCUCUUCGUGUCAUUAUUUCUAAUGUUUCUGGUUUUGUUGUUAAUAUUGAGAUGUAUGCUGAAGUCAAGACUGAUAAUGGCUCUUGGAUUUUCAAGAGUAUCGGACAGCCGGGUUCCAUGCAUCUUCGUCCUAUCAAUACGCCUUAUCCCAACAAGGAAUGGCUGCAGCCACGUCGCUACAAGGCUCAAUUGAUGGGAACUACGUUCGUGUAUGAUUUCCCCGAGCUUUUCCACCGUGCAUUCACAAAUUCUUGGAAGAAUAAUGUUGAAUCCGCAGACAAGAUUCCCGCCGACAUUUUUGAGUAUAAGGAAUUUGUUCUUGAUGAAAAGCUGGAAUUACAAGAGGUCUCUCGUGAGCCAGGCACCAAUUCAUGCGGUAUGGUUGCUUGGAUUAUGACUGCAAAGACUCCUGAGUAUCCCAACGGAAGACAGUUUAUUGUCAUUGCUAACGAUAUCACGUACAAGAUUGGUUCUUUCGGACCUGAGGAGGACAGAUUCUUCUUCAAGGUUACUGAGCAUGCUCGCGCUCUUGGUCUUCCUCGUAUUUACUUGGCUGCCAACUCUGGUGCACGCAUUGGUGUUGCAGAUGAACUUGUUCCUCUGUUUAACGUUGCUUGGGUUGAUCCAGAGAACCCUGAAAAGGGUUUCGACUACCUCUACCUGACUCCUGAAACCGAGGCACGUUUGUGCAAGGCCGAUGAGAAGACGUUGAUUACCGAGAAAAUUGAGGAGAAUGGAGAGGAACGUUACAAGAUCACUGCCAUCGUUGGUGCAGAAGAGGGCCUUGGUGUCGAAUGUCUUCGCGGCUCUGGUCUCAUCGCGGGUGUUACUUCUCGUGCUUAUAACGACAUUUGGACGUGUACUCUUGUCACUUGUCGUGCUGUUGGUAUUGGUGCCUACCUUGUUCGUCUUGGUCAGCGUGCAGUUCAAGUGGAGGGUCAACCUAUUAUUCUUACAGGUGCUCCUGCUUUGAACAAGGUUCUUGGUCGCGAAGUGUACACUUCAAACUUACAACUUGGUGGUACUCAAGUUAUGCAUCGUAAUGGUGUUUCGCAUCUCACCGCUCAAGAUGAUUUCGAUGGUAUCUCUAAGAUUAUUGAGUGGAUGUCUUAUGUCCCUGAGAAGCGUAAUAGUCCUGUUCCUAUCGCUCCUUGUACCGACACUUGGGAUCGUGAUGUUGAAUUUUACCCCAACAUGAAUGGCUACGAUCCUCGCUGGUUGAUUGCCGGUAAGGAAGAAGAUGAGGGUUUCUUGUACGGUUUGUUUGACCGCAAUUCCUUCCAAGAGACUUUGAACGGUUGGGCAAGAACCGUCGUUGUUGGACGUGCUCGGCUUGGUGGCAUACCUUUGGGUGUCAUUGCUGUUGAGACGAGAUGCAUCGAAAAUACCGUUCCUGCUGAUCCUGCAAACCCUGAUUCCACUGAACAAGUGUUGAUGGAGGCAGGCCAAGUCUGGUACCCCAACUCUGCUUUCAAGACUGCUCAGGCUAUUAACGACUUUAACCAUGGUGAACAACUUCCUCUGUUCGUUCUUGCCAAUUGGCGUGGUUUCUCUGGUGGUCAACGGGAUAUGUACAACGAAGUUUUGAAGUAUGGUUCCUAUAUCGUUGACGCCUUGUCCAACUAUCAACAACCCGUGUUCAUCUAUAUUCCUCCUCACAGCGAGCUUCGUGGUGGUUCUUGGGUCGUCGUUGAUCCUACCAUCAAUGAGGACAUGAUGGAAAUGUAUGCCGACUAUGAGUCCCGUGCUGGUGUUUUAGAGCCGGAAGGUAUGGUUAGCAUUAAAUUCCGUCGUGAGAAGUUGCUCUCCUUGAUGAGACGCAUUGAUCCCGUGUAUUCUACUUUGAGCCGUGAGCUCGAGAAAAGCGGUUUAUCCACAGACGAGCAAUCAGACAUCAGAGUGAAACUGAUGGAUCGUGAGCAAAAGCUGAUGCCCAUCUAUCAACAAAUCAGUAUUCACUUCGCUGAUUUGCAUGACCGUGCUGAGCGGAUGCUUUCCAAGAAGGUUAUUCGUAAGCCCCUUCACUGGACUCAAGCACGUCGUUUCUUCUACUGGCGUCUUCGUAGACGGUUGGAUGAGCAUUACUCAUGCAAGCAACUUGUUCAAAGUAUUCCUUCUAUGACGCUCGCCAAUGCCAAAAAGCAACUUCGUUCCUGGUUUGAGGCUGCCAAUACUGAGAAGGAUUGGGAAGCUGAUGACAGAGCUGUUGUCGCUUGGAUUGAGGAACAUCCCGAAGAGCUUGUUUCAAAGGCCGUUGAAUUGAAGAAUGAACGCCAUCUCCGUGAUGUUAUUGAGCUUCUUACCGUCGACAAGACUGAGCUGCUCACUGGUAUUGUUCAAGUCAUUGGUAAACUCUCUGAGGAUGAGAAGGCCAAGCUUUCGGAAGCACUUGUUAAACCGUAA